CGUGACACUACAUAUCCCAGGCACCCCUGCGAUCUAUCAUCCGGUUAACCCAGUUGUGGGAAGGACGGAGAGCAACUGACAUUUUAUGAAAGGUCUGCGUCUGCUCCGACUUAAGGACGUAUAACAUACCCUACACAUAGCACACGGAUGAAUCAUGCUGCUUCUGAAAGUCGGACAGUCUGCUGCACUUUGUGGUGCCGUUCUUAGGGUCACACCCGGGCUGAAUGGGGCACAGCGUCAGGCAGUCGUCGCUGUGAAAAAUACACGUCUUUAUGCAAGUCAAGCAGCACAGGCGGUGUUAGAGAAGCCGGCGGCAGUCGGCACUGAUGCUGCCAGCGCGGUGGACAAGACGAAGGCUGCAGCUGAGUCCAAAUCUUUUGCUGUCAAUAUUUUCAAAGGUCAGAUUGUCACAUCUCAAGUGUUUCCCUUUCCCUCAGUCCUGAAUGAAGAACAGGAGCAGUUUCUUCGGGAGCUUGUCGGACCCGUCUGCAAAUUUUUUGAGGAGGUGAAUGAUCCUGCCAAGAAUGACAUGUUGGAGAAAGUAGAGGACCACACCAUGACGGGCCUGAAAGAGAUGGGCGCCUUUGGCCUUCAGGUGCCGGCUGACCUGGGUGGCCUUGGUCUCACCAACACUCAGUAUGCUCGCCUUGUGGAGAUUGUCGGCACUCACGAUCUCGGUGUUGGCAUCACGCUUGGUGCCCACCAGUCUAUCGGCUUCAAGGGCAUUCUGCUUUUUGGGAAUGCCGCACAGAAGGAGAAAUACCUGCCAAAACUUGCAUCAGGUGAGCACAUUGCUGCCUUUUGCCUGACGGAACCAGCCAGUGGCUCUGAUGCUGCCUCCAUCAAAACCACAGCUGUUCAAUCCCCCUGCGGAAAGUAUUUUACUCUCAGUGGCAGCAAGAUCUGGAUCAGCAAUGGAGGUCUGGCUGAGAUCUUCACAGUGUUUGCCAAGACGCCAAUGAAGGAUCCUAAGACUGGACAGAUGAAGGACAAGAUCACAGCCUUAGUUGUGGAGAAGAGCUUCGGUGGUGUGACACAUGGGCCACCAGAGAAGAAGAUGGGCAUCAAGGCCUCAAACACGGCUGAGGUUUAUUUCGACAAUGUUCGCGUGCCGGCAGACUGUGUGCUGGGUGAGAUUGGCGGUGGUUUCAAGGUUGCUAUGAACAUCCUCAACAAUGGCAGAUUUGGCAUGGCGGCCGCCCUCUCUGGCACCAUGAAAGGAGCAAUCAAUCAAGCUGUGGACCAUGCAACCAACAGGACCCAGUUUGGAAACAAGAUCCACACUUAUGGGACCAUACAAGAGAAGCUUGCUCGUAUGACCAUGCUGCAGUACGUCACAGAGUCUCUGGCCUACAUGAUCAGUGGAAACAUGGACAGCGGAGCAACUGAAUUCCAGAUUGAAGCUGCUAUCAGCAAGAUAUUUGCCUCUGAAGCCGCUUGGACUGUGACUGACGAGUGCAUUCAGGUCAUGGGUGGCAUGGGCUACAUGAAGGACUCCGGAAUAGAGCGAGUGAUGAGAGAUCUGAGAAUUUUCCGCAUCUUCGAGGGUACCAACGACAUCCUCAGACUUUUUGUGGCCCUCAAUGGCUUCCAGAAUGCUGGCAACCAGUUGAAGAGCUUGCAAAAAGCAAUGAAGAACCCACUCGGCAAUGCUGGGCUCCUGGCAGAAGAGCUCACCAAGAGAGCUAAAAGGAAAGCAGGCUUAAGCACAGGCUUGACACUUCAAGGCACCGUCCAUCCGGAGCUGGCUCAUAGUGGUGAACUGGCCGUAAAAGCUGUUGAACAAUUUGGCAUUGCCAUCGAGGAGCUUCUUAUCAAACAUGGCAAGAAGAUUAUUGAUGAGCAGUUUGUAUUGCAGAGAGUUGCCGACUGCGCAAUUGACAUUUACACCAUGGUUGUUGUCCUCGCGAGGGCUUCACGUUCACUCAGUCAGGGCCUGCCUUCAGCCCAACAUGAGAAGGUUUUGUGCGAGACCUGGUGUGUAGAGAGCCAUGAUAGACUUAUGCGGGACAUCAAGGCGCUGCGCUCCAACCAGUCCAGGCAUCUCUUCAAGAACUUGCAGGCCAUUUCCACGGCUGUGGUGGAGAACGGUGGAACGGUGGCACCUCACCCACUGGGUUUCUAAAAGCUUUUUUCCAAUUGCGUCUUUAUUUCUUUCUCUUACCGGGCUCUCAAAGCUGCACAUCAUGAUCCUAGAGGCCGUGACACACGGUCGUACAUUUGAAGUGGUCAUGAGUUUCUUCUGCGUAUUCAUGUGCCUGCUCAGCGUAGGUUGUUGAAUGUCAUAGUUUGAAUCCUGGAGAUGAACUUUUAAGCUGUACAAAACAAAACAACUAUUAACGCCGCCAAACAAAAAACAUGAUCACCUCAUCUCAGAGCCAACAGUGAGCGAAUGUCUUCAUGAUGUGGAGAUUUACAGCCUUCCUGACUUUGUGCUGAACACUAUUUAACUUGUUGAAAGGGACGGAAGUGUCAUUUUACAGCAUAUAUAUUCGAGGGAAUUUUUCUUUGUACUGUAUUUAAAUUGGAGUGAAAUACUUGUAGGACUGUUCAUGUUUUCAGUGCCUGUGUUGCAUGUUCAAUGCCAGUGUCAGUUGCUAAGCCUUUGCAUUAUGGAACAUAUGACCACACAGAUGGAGUCGCAGGUUGGACAACACUGGAAACCUGUAAUUAUCUCAUCUUCUAUGACAACAUAACUCAAGAACAAAGGAAAAGAGUAAAUCUGCACUGUGAAGGUGGUACAUUGAUUUGUUGCAUCAUUUAGCUACUAGGGAAGGUUUUAAUUUUUUGUAUUACAACUGUUUUGCAGUUGACACAUCCAUUAAUAAAGUCAUACCACUUCAGCGCAAUAA
Molecule: messenger RNA, 2852 nt
Organism: Nerophis lumbriciformis (worm pipefish)
Lineage: Eukaryota; Metazoa; Chordata; Actinopteri; Syngnathiformes; Syngnathidae
Gene: acadvl
Product: acyl-CoA dehydrogenase very long chain
Molecular function (GO): flavin adenine dinucleotide binding; very-long-chain fatty acyl-CoA dehydrogenase activity; fatty-acyl-CoA binding
Source: RefSeq, a predicted model, not a curated record